Nematolebias whitei (Rio pearlfish) is the source of this 1019-nucleotide messenger RNA. RefSeq names its product endothelial differentiation-related factor 1 (gene edf1). The record is from RefSeq and is a predicted model, not a curated record. The transcript is spliced from 5 exons. Gene Ontology annotation, cellular component: nucleus. Lineage: Eukaryota; Metazoa; Chordata; Actinopteri; Cyprinodontiformes; Rivulidae. Gene Ontology annotation, molecular function: DNA binding. The coding region runs from base 188 to 634 and encodes 148 amino acids.
GCGCUGCUUUACGUCACGUCACUGUUGUCAAGCAGCCUGUUUUAAAUAAAGCUUUGGCAAAACGCGUGUUGAUAAUUCUGGAAGGAGCUGACUCGCUCAAGUGUCAUAUCUGAAAGGCUCGCAUUCAGCCCGACAUAUUUUCUUAUCAAUUAAUAUCCUUCCUAGUGCCGAGUAAAGCCCUGAGAACAUGGCAGAAAGCGACUGGGACACAGUGACUGUGUUGAGGAAGAAGGGCCCCACUGCUGCACAGGCCAAGUCCAAACAGGCUAUCACUGCUGCUCAGAGACGUGGGGAGGACGUUGAGACUUCCAAGAAAUGGUCCGCAGGGCAAAACAAACAGCAUCUGGUGACAAAAAAUACAGCCAAACUGGACAGAGAGACGGAGGAGCUCCACCAUGACAGGGUUCCACUGGAGGUGGGGAAGGUCAUCCAGCAGGGCAGGCAGGAGAAAGGACUGACCCAGAAAGACCUCGCCACUAAAAUUAACGAGAAGCCUCAAGUUAUCGCUGACUAUGAGACUGGGAAAGCGAUACCCAAUAACCAGGUGAUGGGCAAAAUUGAGAGAGCUAUUGGUCGAAAACUGCGUGGGAAGGAAAUUGGCCAACCCCUGGAGCCAAAGUCCAAACAGAAAUGAACACAAAGCCUCGAAAUCAGCCCUUCCCAAAACCAUAUUUGAUCCUCCAACUCUAAACUCCCCACUCCUCCCUGGGCUGAUCUCAACCUGGUCCUGCCUGAGGACCUGGUGCUCCACUGCAUCGCAGGUGUUUACUAACCAAUCAUCUGAAACACCCUGACCACGUAAACGUACAUGAUUGAAUACGUCACAAACUUGAAAAUGGGUGAAUUUAUUUUCGCUCGUGUCUGUUUAAGAUUUUGGCAUGAUAAAAUUCAACCUUCUGAUUGUGGUAAGUCAUUGAAAAGGUGAAUUGUUUUUCAUGAUCGAACAGGUUUGACUAACUUUAAAUCUGAGCAUGAAGUGCUUGAUUGCAUCUUCUUUUUUUUUUUUUUUUUUUUUUUGU